GAGAGCCAGCUACCGUAUUCCUUCCGAUGGUGUCACAGCCUUGCUGGAUCUAGACUAGACUACCCAGCCUUUACAUUGUGCGCUCGCGCUGCCUCCCUCCCUGUGUCCUGAGCUGAGGAGCGACUACGCUACGGACGGACGGCGCACAGCCUGCGACCACGACCAGACGACGCGACACGACGCACCUGACUGUCUCUCUGGACGGACAUAUGUGCCCCGACAGCAGGGAAGGAAUCACCGUUCCCAAGUCAUCGCAGUAGCCAAGAUCGAAUUCAUAUCAGCAUUGCUAACAGCGGCUAAAAUCAUCACAGGAUGGCGGUGGAGCUGUAUGACUCCCAGUACCUCCUCAUCCUGGCCCCGUCGCUGGUGGUGGCUCUCAUCUUCCUCUUCUUCUGGCUCUUCAUGAAGGAGACCUCCUACGACGAGGUGCUCGCGCGACACAAGACACAGGUCAAGUACCCCGCUGUGCGCACAGACGUCCGCAGCAGCAAGAAGAACGACAAGAAGAAGAACAAGAAGAAGGAGGGAGGAGGUGGUGGAGGUGGAGGAGGAGGUGGUGGUGGUGGAGGAGGAGAUUCAGAGGAGGAGCUGAGGGAUGCCGAUACGCCUGAGGCCAGCGCCGUGUCCGAGGAGGAAGACGCCUCCGAGCCCGUGGCCGCGCCCGCUCCGCCAUUGGUGGAAAUGACCAACGUGCAGGCGGAGCCGACGGCUGGACUGAGGAAGAGGAGGGAGAGGAGGCAGAAGGCCUCCGCCCCACCACCCGAGGACCAGGAGGUCAGCAACUCCAAGGCGCUCCCCGUAACCAAAAUAGAACCCCCUCCACCAGUCGCUAAGCAGCAGGUGACCCCCCCUCAGCAGCAGCAGCAGCAGCAGCAGCAGCAGCAGCAGCAGCAGCAGAACCGCCCCCCCACCAAGGCAGAGAACAAGAAGAAGGCCAAGAAGAUGAAAACCGAGGCGGGGCUGAUCGAGGAGGCGAUCAUCGGCGACAAUAAGCCCCAGGUGCAGAGCUCCCCGGUCAUCAAGGAACCACCUGUAGCUGUGGUGGACGCUAAGCCCCAGGAGACGGCUGCCCCGCCCCUCAACAACAGCACCCCGCCCCCACCGGCCCCCGUCACCGCCCCGCCCCCUAGUGGCGGCAAACGCAAGGGCAACAAGAAGCAGAAGACAGAAGCAGUGGUGGAUAACGCUGUUGUUGCACCUGUGGCGGCUGUGCCUCCUGGAGACGCAGUAGCGUCUGACAACCACCAGGGCGGCUACAAUGAGAACGCCCCCUCCCCCACAUCAGGCUCCGGACGCGCCUCAAACAAACAGAGCAAGAAACAGAAGAAUGAAACUGAUCGAGAGAACUCUGAGAUGAAGCUGAAGGAGCUGGUGUGUGGCCUGAGUGGGCUGGCCCUGUCGGAGCCGGAGAUCAUCAGCGUGGUGUCCCUGCUGCACGAGAAGAGCCCCGCGGCCCUCGAGGCAUGGAGCAAGACUCUGAAGAGUGUCAGUAAGCAGCAUGAGCCCUCUCUACAGCAGCAGCAGGAGAGAGAGCGACUCCUCAACACCCUGCAGGAGGAGGCCUCCAUCGCCAAAGACAAAGUCAAGCAGCUCGCACAGGAGCUGCAGCUGGAGAAGGCGAAGACGGGUCGUGCGGAGGCCAUGAUGAGGGAGCAGCGCGUCGCCAUGGAGAAGGAGGUCAGCGUCAUGCAGGCCAAGUCACAGAACAGCUACCAGGAACUCAACAACUACCAGAUCAAGCAUUCCCAGCUGGAGAACCAGAUCGCUCGCCUGACGCAGGAGAACGGGAUCCUGAGAGACGCUGUCAGCUCUGCCACCAACCAAAUGGAGACCAAGCAGUCUGCGGAACUGAAUAAGUUGCGUUCGGAGUGCGCGGGCCUGAUGAAGGAGCUGGGUGACAACAGCAGCAAACUGCAGCAGGAGGAGAUACAGCGGAAGAACCUGGAGGUCAACUACAAGCAGAACGUCUCCCAACUAGAGGUCCAGUUGCAGGAUGCUAAGAGGCGUUGGGAAGAGCUGCAGAACUUCCUCCACAGUGUCAACACAGAGAGGGAGAAGCUGCAGGCAAAUAAACAAGACCUCCAGAACCAGCUGAUCACCAUGGAGACGGAGCUGAGCGGUAAGAAGCAGGAAGUGGCGACGCUCCACAGCAGCCUGACGGACACGCUGGUCUCCAAGGAGCAGCUGGAGCAGAAGGUCAUGCAGCUGCUGGAGGUCUCACAGCACGCACACACCCUGCAGCCGGACGACAACAUGCAGCAACAAGUACAGGAUCUUCUGAAUGAGAACAAGACGCUGCAGGUCCAGAUUGAAGGCUUUAAGUCCACCGUCGCCUCUCAGGCUACUACCAUGUCUCACUUCGAAGAACUUCAGAAACUUCUGGCUGAAAAGGAACAGCAGAGGAAAAGUCUUGAGGAUUCACUAAACGCAGAGAGGACCAGCGGAGCCAGCAGAGAGACCAACAUGCAGGCCAUCCACAAUGAGAACAUGAGCCUCAAGGCAGAGAUGCAGAACCUACAGCUGCAGAUGACCGAACAGGCCACGUCCCAGUUGGCAGUUGAACAGCUCCAGCUGAGUCUCCAGGAAAAAGAUUCCAAAAUCAAGACGGUGGAGUCCGUCUUGGAGUCUGGACUCAUUGAGAUGGCCAACAAGGAGGAGGAGCUGAAGGCGAUCCGGGAGGAGAAUGAGAGUCUGAAGUGGCGAGUAGAGGCCUUACAACAGCAGACUACACAACAGGCAUCAUCAGAGUCGGUUGUGGAGGACCUUCAGAGACAGAUGCAGGUGAAGGACUUGGAGAUGAAGUCAGUUGAGGAGAGUCUGCAGAGCGCGAUGGACAGCGGAGCGGAGAAGGACAAGACCAUCGAGGGUUUACAGGCCCAGCUAGCGUCCCAGACUACUGAGAUGGAGGAGCUGAAAACGAGGGAAUCGCAACCGCAAGAGACGACGCCCGACCUGCAGCCCCAGAUCCUGGAGCUUCAGGCGCAACUGUCUUCUAAAGAUGUGGAGCUCCAGGCUCUUCAGAAAGAGGUGGAGGAGAAGACACAGCAGGUGGAGGAGAAGGCCAAAGAGGUGCAGGAGACGAGGAAACAGCUGGACGAGAGCGCUAGACAAGUGCAGGAGACGCAGCAACAGCAAACUCAAGCAGACACGAGUCAGGAGCUGCUCAGCGCUUUGACGGAGAAGGGCCGGCAGAUAUCAGACCUGCAGGCCGAGCUCGUGGACCUGAGGGACGCUGUGGAACUCCACAAAAAGAAGAAUGACGAGCUCCGUCAGAAAAACUGGAGCGCCAUGGAGGCGUUGUCAGCCACCGAAGCCAUGCUGCAGGAGAGGUUGAGCCUCAGGAGACCGCCUCAGGAGCAGCAGACAGCAGUGGAAUCCUCAGAGGCGGAAUGUAGAGCAACACUCCACAGGCUCCUCCCCCACGUGCCCCUCCCACCUGAACAGAAUCACCAGCAGUGGCUGCAGAGCUUUGAGACGGCCAUGAGGGAAGCGGGAGUCCCUGCAGCCCAGGAGGAGACGAGGGAUGUUGAUCUCGGCGGCGCUGGAGACGCACAGGCGGCCACGUUGGAGCGUCUGCGGGAGUCUGAGGAGGCCCAGAAGGUUCUCCAGAAGGACUGCGAGACCUACAAGAGGGUCCUGGCAGAGACGGAGGGGAUCCUUCAGAGGCUCCAGAGCAGUGUGGAACAGGAGGAAACGCGCUGGAGGAUGAACCUGGAACUCUCCCAAACGGAACUCAAAGAGCUGAGAACUGAAAAGCAGCAGCUGGGCUCAGAACUGGAGCAGGCAGGACGGGAGUGUGCCACAUACGUAACGGAGAUACACGGGUUGAAGAAGCAGCUGGACGAGGUGAUCGGUAAACUGGAGGGGGAGGAGAGCGAGAGGAAAGGCGUGACUGGAGACCUGCAGAAGGCGGAGUGCUCCCUGGAGGUGAUCCAGAGUCUGCUGAAGGAGGCCGGCCAGGAGAACCAGCCUGACAACAGCAGCACGCCAACACAAACGGACCUGGAGAGCAGAGAGAAGACUGUGUCUGGGCUGAACCAAACUGUUAAAGAACUCCAACUACUGCUACAGUCUGUCAAGAAGAGGCUGACCAAGGGCCAGGAAGGGGUAGAAGAGGAUGUUGUCUUUGGCGGGCUGUGAUGUCGAGAGGAGGAAAGGAGACGUUGUAGAUUAGCCAUGUACAACACCCCCCCCUACUCUACUCUUGUCAUGACCACUCGGAUAAUAUAAUGGCUCAUUCUUUCGAAACUCGGCUGUCGGUAGACCCGAGGUUGUUCUCCCGACAACCGUUGUAAAUGUGUUCUAUUGCAACAGUUGGGGACAAUACUCAUGUCUGAAAACACCAAUGAGUUAAACGAACUCGGAGUACAGUACACCGAGCUGCUUCGAGUUUGUGUUUCGGAACCCCUGAUUUGAGUACCCAUUCUAUUGCACUUUCCCGAGGAGGCGGCUGGGGUUUUUCCGACAACCGAGUUUCAAAAGAAUGCACCAUAAGACCCACUACUGAGUCCCCAUGAUGCCCCCCCACACCCCCCCUGGUCUCUCUGCCUUUACUGUCACCCUUUACUGUCUUCUCUUCUGUUCAUAGUGCACACCACAAACCCAUUCUACUGUACAUGCAGCCUACUGUACACAGUCAUACAAUCAACCCAUGUACUGUACGUACGUAAAAGCAAUUGGGAUGUCAGUCAGCCUUCUCCUUUUCCUUUUCAGGAAGAAACACACUUUGGGUUUUUUGAGUUCAUGAGCGGAAGAAGAAGAAAAAAAAACUAACUAAAACAAACAUACACACCAAAACACAAAGGAGGCACUCCAUAUUUUCUUUUCCCCUCCCCCACCCUUGUGUCUUUGCUAUGCAUGUAUGGUUUAGUGGCUGCAGAACAGGCUCCAUUAUAACAGGCAGGUCAGAGGUCACAUGAUGCAGCCAUCAGCUGAGGCAGGGUUCCGUUCCAGGGGUGCAUUUCUGUGAAGCGCAGUUGCUAACCAUGUUAGCUACUUUGUUGGUUGCAAUGCAAUUUCCCAUUGGCAACUACCGAAGUUGCUAACAGGCUAACAACUAUACUUUCCAGAAACCCACCCCAGAGUUGAAUAUAAAGUAGUAGUAGAGGCACUCGUACAGCUGUAAUG
Messenger RNA from Engraulis encrasicolus (European anchovy), 5127 nucleotides. RefSeq names its product kinectin 1 (gene ktn1). The transcript is spliced from 37 exons. Gene Ontology annotation, molecular function: kinesin binding. Bases 313 to 4140 code for a protein of 1275 amino acids. The record is from RefSeq and is a predicted model, not a curated record. NCBI's taxonomy places the organism in Eukaryota, Metazoa, Chordata, Actinopteri, Clupeiformes, Engraulidae. Gene Ontology annotation, cellular component: endoplasmic reticulum membrane. Gene Ontology annotation, biological process: microtubule-based movement; protein transport.